Messenger RNA from Hyaloperonospora brassicae, 1047 nucleotides. The record is from the annotation of a GenBank genome assembly. Lineage: Eukaryota; Oomycota; Peronosporomycetes; Peronosporales; Peronosporaceae.
AUGAGCUCGUCCGACUCGUCGCACGGCAUUCUGAUGCAGAUGCUCGUCAUCUCGCCUGCCAUCGCGUGGAUCCUCAAGCCCGGCCGGUUCUCCAAGCGACUCGGCUUUGCGUACGCUGUCGCGUUCCUCGUCGCGAUUGCCGCCGCAACGAUCGGAAGUGAGCUGUACGCUCGAGAAGGCAAUUUCUACCACGUCGUGGGCAUCCAUCGGGACGCGUCGUACGCUGAGAUCAAACGCGCGUUCCGCCAGCGGUCAGUGGAGCUCCAUCCGGACAAGAACCCGUCGCUGACUGCGACGGAGGAGUUCAACAAACUUCGACUGGCGUUUGACGUGCUCGGAGAUGCUCACAGGCGUCCGCUAUAUGAUCUGUUUGGCGAAAGUGCCAUUGAUAAAGACGUACUGUCCAUGCAGAUUGAAGCACUUGUGGGCUCGCUGACGUUCUAUGCUAUUUGGGCCGUGCUCACGUAUGUCCUGACGCUGAGCGAAGCUGCGCGAGAGGCGCGUGCGUGGUCGUUGGCUGCUGGCAUCCUCUUCUUCAUGCUGGAGCUGAACUUCAUCUACGGAGGUGCUCGCUUGCCUCCGUAUUUCUUUCCAAUGAUGACAAUCAACGACUUUGUCACGAUGAUGCACUCGGCGUUCCCGCUGCUUCUGAACGGAUGUCGCGCAAUCGGCGAGUAUUUUCAUCACGACUUGGCCCGCGAGAACUUUGCGCUGAGUGUUGAGCUGCUGAAGAGCAACCAGGCGAUUCUACUGAACAUGCGCGAGUUGCAAGGAGAAGUUGCAUCGUCCUCUCGUCGCCGUCCAGAGGUUGUGAAGGGCGACGUGGUUCCUGCCGCGGCGAGGAAGCGCAUGAAAAUGGACAAGCAUUUGCCCGCGUCGCAAACGAUUGAAAACGCAUCGGACGAACAGAUUGCUGCCGCUCAAGAACUCUUGGAUGUUGCUACGCCUGAGCCAGAAGUACAGAAGGGCGACACUGGCUUGGGAAUUCCUUGGUGGGUGUGGUGCGUUGGCAUGUACUUUGCAUUCGAUUAUUUGACUGGCAAGUGA